UCUUCAGGAUGCAGUGCCAGGCGCAGAUGGCAAAUCAAUUGGGGAGCAUGCACGGAGGUUGUGUGGCUACGAUUGUCGACAAUCUGACGAGCGUCGCGGUCUACCUACACCUCGCCGACCUCGAGCCGACGACCCCUUGGGCCUUCCUCGGCGUGACCCAGUCCCUGUCCGUCGUCUACCUCGCGGCAGUCCCCGUCGAUUCAUGGGUGGACAUCGAGUGCAACGUGAUCAGCUUGGGAAGCCGCAUCGUCGUUGUCACAUGCGAUAUGUAUCUGUUGGAGUCGGAGGACGGCGGGCGCAUCAGAAAGACGGCUAGCGGGACGCACACCAAAGUGGACAAUUCUUUUGCCUCGAGGAUGUAAGCGCGAGGCGCGAUGGUGCAUAGCAGCCACGAAUAGAUGCGUGACCGGAGAUACUCUACUCUAGACUGCCUCGUAAAUUAAUGUCACUUUGUGGUCCUGCUGCCAUUC
Jaminaea rosea is the source of this 470-nucleotide messenger RNA. RefSeq lists its product as hypothetical. Bases 9 to 362 code for a protein of 117 amino acids. The transcript has 2 exons. NCBI's taxonomy places the organism in Eukaryota, Fungi, Basidiomycota, Exobasidiomycetes, Microstromatales. Gene Ontology annotation, molecular function: fatty acyl-CoA hydrolase activity. The record is from RefSeq and is a predicted model, not a curated record.